This is a messenger RNA of Drosophila kikkawai, 4160 nucleotides long. RefSeq names its product Daughters against dpp (gene Dad). Gene Ontology annotation, cellular component: heteromeric SMAD protein complex. The record is from RefSeq and is a predicted model, not a curated record. NCBI's taxonomy places the organism in Eukaryota, Metazoa, Arthropoda, Insecta, Diptera, Drosophilidae. Gene Ontology annotation, molecular function: transcription regulator inhibitor activity; I-SMAD binding. Gene Ontology annotation, biological process: transforming growth factor beta receptor signaling pathway; regulation of transcription by RNA polymerase II; cell differentiation.
GAAAGAUACAGAUACAAAAACUCAAACGGCACCGGACGGUUAAUGCUUGAGAUUUUAUUUUUUAAGAGGAGCGGCAACAAAUAAAUUAUAAAUAAUAAAUAGUCGCCGCGCCACUUGUGUGUUUCGUUCCCGUUCAUGCAAAAGAUACAUCCAAAAGAUACAUCGUUCAUCCAAAAGAUACAUAUCAACAAAAAGAUGGAUUUUUAACGUCGUUCCACGCAGAGUAAUCCAAUAAAAUGAUACUUUUUGUGUGCGGAACUGUCGACCGAUUUUUGGGAUAGCGCCGGAAGUACGGAAUUUCGUAUUUUAUUUUCGAGAAACGGGAACACGAACUUUCCGUUGUUGUUUACAAGUGUGGAGUUCGAAAACUAUCUGCCCCGGUGCCACUCGAAAAGAAAAUCAAAGUGAAAGAGCAAAAAAUACAUAAAGCUUCAAUGUAAAUCCAAAACAAAUCAAGUGUAAUCCCAAACAUAUCAAAAACCCCAUGUAAUUUAUCGCAUGGAUGGCAAACCAAAAUACAUAUCAAAAACGGUUGAAACGGAUACCAAUUGCAAAAUAUACUUGAAACAAGUGCACAACACCACUGGAUAAAACAUAUCAAACGCAACGAAAGCAUAUCAAGGCCAACGAGUGAUACGAGGAGUGCAGCAGACCUUUCACCAAGUUUCUUAGCUCCCUGCUCCCGACCCCCCGAGAACCUUAGACCGAACCGGAACCCCGUCUGUUCCCAGUUCCCAGACCCAUCCGUGAACCUAAGAAAAUAAAACAAAAACUACGUGAAGAGUAAACAAAUACCGUGACUAGCCGGCCCCGUCGAGUCCGCGAACCAAGUUAGUCAACUACAAAUAAUGCGCAUACAAUAGGAUCGAUGUUACCGCAAAAUUGUAUGUCCCUCCAUGAUAUUCCCAAACGAAAAGAAGAAAGAUCUAUGGCGUUAUGCGCUCAAAAACAAUCCGGGUACGCGCGAAGGGGUGCCUCCAAUGCCGCCCUUCCAGCUACCACGGCCGCCGCCCCCUCCACAUCGACCCCGCCCUCAUCAUCAUCAUCAGCAGCAGCAGCAGGCUCUGCAUCCUCCAUCCCUUGGCUACUCCUGGGACGAGGACUCCUUGGCCAUGCGCCAGACGCCGCCGCCACCCUACAACUCGAUGCCCUGCGCCAUGGACUGCUCCGGCUCCUCGUGUCAGAGUCCAGUCCAGAACAACAACAACAACAACAGCCAUCCAUAUCGCCGCCUGCCAAAUCCCCGGGAACGGGAACUGUCAUCUCUGAGCUUCGGAUCGGCCUGCGACCGCUGCUGUACCGCUCCUGGCUGCAGUUGCGCAAACUCCUGCGACGAUAUGUUGAUCGAAGAAAGCGAUCUGGAGCGGGAACGGGAACAGAAUCGGUAUCAGGAACCGCUGGAUGCCCAGCAGCAGCAAUUGCAACAGCCACAAGUGGAUCGCCGGCUGCCGAGUGCCAACACCUUUGCGACCAUGUUUCGGAAAUGCUGCGGCAGCGGAACGGAAUCCACCAGCGGAUCUUCAACGUCCUCAAUUCCAGCCACGAUGCAAGCAUCUCCUGCCCACCAAACCUACCAAACGCCGGCCCAAUCCCAAGCGCAGAGUUUACGGCGCCAGCGCGAGGAUUUCGAUGCACUGAUGAAGCCGCUCAAGCGGAAGCAGGUAGCCGAGCUCCUACUGGCCGUCAAGAGUCGCGUGGAUCAGCCGACGAAGACGCAACGCGAUGCCGUGGCCACCUCCUCCGCUACCGCCUUGACGACGCCGCCCACCUACCUGCAGUGCAUCCUGAUUCAGGACACAACGAUCGCGGAUCGGGAGCCGUAUGUGACCGCCAGCCGGCUCUUCUUCUGGCCGGGACUGAGGAGCGGCGAGGAGCUGAAGCGCCUGCCUGCCUGUCCCAGCGCCCAAGACUGCGUCUACACGUGCUGCAAUCCGCUGCACUGGUGCCGCAUAGUGCACCUGCCAGAACCCCAACCGCCGCCAUACCAACGCUCAAAAAUGCAGAGACUGAAAGAUGCAGAUCCCGAAGAAGACUUGCAGAACGACGCACAGUCGGCGGCGCUGAGCACGUGGAGUGCGCGGAGCAGCAGCAUUUCGGCGUCGAGCAUCUUCAAGAGGACGGAGUCGCCAACGCCACCGCUCUUCGAGUCGUUCACCACUGACGGGAAAGAUAACACCAUCGGCAGUAAGGGCUGGUGCCAAAUCGCCUAUUGGGAGCUGGCCCACCGAGUCGGGGAGUUCUUUCACGCCAGGACAAAGGCAGUCAAUAUCUACACGGAUGGGAUUGUGGACAGUGGUGGCGAUAGCAUGUGCCUGCGUGACCUCACUCCGGAUGGUAAGCAAGUGUCCUCCGAGGUGGUAAACACACGCAAGAAAGUCGGACUGGGAGUCACAUUGAGCCUGGAGAGCGGCGAUGUUUGGAUUUAUAAUCGUGGAAACUCCGCCGUUUUCGUGGACUCUCCCACUCUGGCUGAGCGACUGGACCGCGUUUGCAAAGUGAUGCCCGGCUGCUGCCUGAAGGCCUUUGAAACAAACAGGGCCCAAUGGCUAAGCAUGCGGCAGCCUGGACACCACCACAUGGGACCCAUCGACUGGUUCAGCCUGAAGAUCAGCUUUGCCAAGGGCUGGGGACACAGCUACACGCGCCAGGACAUCAUGGGCUGCCCUUGCUGGGUGGAGGUGCACUUCAGUCAUCUGCGGUGACAGUACCUACUGCAGGCGCUAUCGUCCUCUCACCCGGCCUUCCAGCACCUGGUCGAGCCACAGGCGACCAGCUGGCGGCGGGAGGGAAACCGGCGAUCGCGUCAACUGCUGCGCAAGGCGCAGAAGCUGCUGACCAAACUGUGCAGCACUGUGUGCUCACUCACGGAUCCUGCGGUGGGGACGAGAUCCUGUACGAGAUCGAGAGUGUGGAGUCUGGCGGGCAGAAGACCGAGCCGCCAACUAACCAUUAAACAACCAAUAAUUUGGAACAACAAAGGACUGCAAAAGAAAUCAUUUUAAAUGUUUACAUACAUAAUAAUUACGAAACAAGUUUCAAUUACUGCUAGUAGAUACAUCGAAAUUAAUUUUAACGCAUCCGAGUCGCCUGGAGGGACGAGUGGAGGGAGGGAAGUCCGGCGCGAGUUGAAUUGAAAUACAUAGUAAUUGAUUGUUAAACAUACUUAGCAAAAAUUGAAAUCCUGUGAUUCACUCUAUAUAUAUACACAUGUAGUAUGUACCGACCCGUGGGGCUAGAGCCCUGCGCCAGUAGCUAUAUGACAUGUAUAAAUAACUAAUUUAUAUACAUAAUUAAAACAGAAGGCACAUCAGGGUUAACAGAGAUAGAGAGACCACUCGAUCAGCAUCUAAAUACCUUUUCUAUGCGACGUUUUUAAGAGAACCUAAAACCAUAAUUUAUACCCCACCCAAAUGAAACCAAACAUCACUGAAAUACAAAUGUCUGUUCAGUAGAAUCUGCAUAGAUCCUAGGUUAAAUGAAAACGAAAAGCACUAUUAACUAAAUUCGUACCACGGCCAUGAGGUCCAGCGCUCAGGGAUUGCGAUUGGUUUAAAGAAAGCAUACGUCAUGUUCGAACAUCAUUUGUUUUAUGUUGAUAUUUUGACUGUUUUCGUUCCUCAUAGCACUUCCAUUCAUUCAAAGUUCAGCAAAUAUAUUAUUUACAUGGAAAAUCAUUCACAUAUUCCACAGGCCCCGAUUUCGGUUGCAUUUCCACCUGUAGGAAAUGCCAAUUCGAGGAUUUGGUGUUGCAAUUAAGAUCCCAGCGCUGGGCUUCUAUCCGUUGAACCAAUCAAGUCCAAAAUCCGUAUAGAAUUCCCCAGCCUUCUAUGUAAUUCGUUCUAAGAGUAUAAAUGCGAUUGUUACCCAUUGUUUUUCACUGUUAAAGCAAGACCGUGUUCAGUAAAUUUAUAAAGAAAAUAGGUACGUGUAUAAUUUAAUUCCAAAAAUCACUGUAAGAAAUAGAAGAGAACAAACUUUCACUCGUGAGCAGAGUUACUGGGCUGAUUUUAAAAAUUGAAUUGAAGAAAGGCAGAUGGAAAAAAUGAAACAUGCAUGCAUACGAUACAAUAGCUUCAAGAUGAUCAAAUAUUUAAUCAGUGCAGUUAUACCGUUAAGUUUAAAAAUUGUAAUAAAAUUUCAAUAUAUUUACAAAAAAUAAA